AUGAAUCGCACGCUGGAGGCUGUAGCAAUGCUGGAAAGAUGUCUGCGGCUAGACACGUCCUACAGUCCCGCCUACCUGGUACUCGCCAAACUUCACCCUCCACCAAUAGCAGCGCGGCUGUUACAUCACGUGACUAGACUGCUGCCCAACGCUAUAGAGUACCAGACCUACUUUGCAGACUGGCUGCACGCUCGAGUCAUAUUUUCAGAAAUUAUUCUGGAAGCUCAAAAAUUUUAUUUGCGAGCUCUCAGACUGCAGAACAAUCACCUGACCUCUUUCCUGGGGGUUGCUCGUUGUCUGAGAGCCAGAGGUCAGGUCGCCAGACUACAUCAGUUCCUGAUCAGAUGGUACCUGAUGCACCAAGGUAGCCAAGGAAGGGGACGGCUUGUGUACGCUGCAGAGUUGUACGUUAGAACCUGGGACCUCUACAAACCCAGCCAGACCACCAGUUUUUAACUCAAAUCAGAAUGUU
Messenger RNA from Homalodisca vitripennis (glassy-winged sharpshooter), 472 nucleotides. RefSeq lists its product as uncharacterized. Lineage: Eukaryota; Metazoa; Arthropoda; Insecta; Hemiptera; Cicadellidae. The coding region runs from base 1 to 456 and encodes 151 amino acids. The record is from RefSeq and is a predicted model, not a curated record. The transcript has 4 exons.